UUAUUGACCUGCAGGGGGCAAUCUAUUCCCGGUUGACUUGGCUUAAAUACAGCAAAGAAGAAGAUGUUAGUUGUAGAUUUAAUCCACCUGUGACUCUGUGACAUGUGUGUGUGUACUGGUUGCUGAUAGUUCCUCCUGAGUAAAAGUCUUCAUCUUGCCCAGAUUCAUCUUGUCUCUCUCUCAAGUUAUUACAUUUUGGCGACGAGGAUGAAAACAAGGAAAAGGAAGUUUUGAAAAGCUGGAUCCAUACAAGUGGGAGCUUUGGAAAAGAAGAUGGCCAAUAUGGUAGGAACAGUCACACCAUUUGAUAGUCAGUCGCAGUCUUGGGAAGAGUAUUGUGAAAUCUUGCAACAUUUCUUCGAGGCAAAUGAGAUUACAGAAGCAGCCAAGCAAAAAGCUAUACUGUUAAGCACUGUAGGAAGUCAAACAUACAGUCUACUGAGGAAUUUAUUGAGUCCAGUUAAACCAGGAACAAAGACUUUUGAGGAAUUAGUGGAUUUACUGAAAGAGCAUUUCAAUCCAAAACCCAGUGAAAUUGUACAACGGUUUAAAUUCAAUUCAAGAUCAAGAGAAGAAGGGGAAAGUGUUCUUGAAUAUGUGGCAGUAUUGAGGAAAUUGGCACAUGAUUGUAAUUACGGAGAAAAAUUAACAGAGAUGCUACGGGAUAGACUGGUAUGUGGAAUAAAUGAUGACCGUAUUCAACGUAGACUGCUGGCAGAAUCAGAGUUAACGUUUGAGAAGGCGUUGAAAAUAGCGCAAGCAUUGGAAACAGCCAAUAAAGAUGUAAAGGAUUUGCAAGCUCAACGUUCAGAAACAUCUACUGCAAUGAGAGUGCAUAAAACCUCAGUAAAACAAGAUAGUCAAGGUAGAGCUUGUUACAGAUGUGGGAAUUUGCAACAUUUGGCCAAUGAGUGCAGAUUUAUUUCAGAGAAAUGCCACAAAUGUGGGAAACAAGGACAUAUAAUGAAAGUAUGUAGAUCAACAAGUUCCAUCAGAGAAACAACAUUUCAAGGGGGAGAAAGACGCAAGCAAGUUGUGGCCAGAGGAGGACAGAGAUCACAUUAUGUCAGCAGAGAGGAAAAAAGUGAAUCUGAUGAAGAAGGUAUUUUUACAGUGCACAGUUUGAAAGAAACAGAGAUUCCUAAGGUCGCUCCUCUGACUAUCACAUUGGCUGUAAAUGAUUUCAAGAUACCUUUUGAAGUGGAUACAGGCUGUGGUGUGACCGUAAUUAAUGGAUCAAAUUUUUCCAAAUUGUGGGAAGAACAUAAAAAGCCAGAAUUAAAGACCUGUUCUUUGAAGUUAAAAACUUAUACUGGCCAAGCCUUACCAGUGAAUUGCCAGUAG
Molecule: messenger RNA, 1344 nt
Organism: Megalobrama amblycephala (Wuchang bream)
Lineage: Eukaryota; Metazoa; Chordata; Actinopteri; Cypriniformes; Xenocyprididae
Exons: 2
Coding region: 274-1344 (356 amino acids)
Molecular function (GO): zinc ion binding; nucleic acid binding
Source: RefSeq, a predicted model, not a curated record